GUCUCCACUGCUGUCGUUGAGCCCUACAACUCUAUUCUCACCACCCAUACCACCCUGGAACACUCCGACUGCGCUUUCAUGGUCGACAACGAGGCUAUCUAUGAUAUCUGUCGUCGUAACUUGGACAUUGAGCGACCAACAUACACCAACCUGAACCGUCUGAUUGGUCAGAUUGUCAGCUCCAUCACUGCCUCUCUCCGAUUUGAUGGUGCUCUGAAUGUUGACUUGACCGAGUUCCAGACCAAUUUGGUGCCCUACCCACGUAUUCAUUUCCCUCUGGCUACCUAUGCCCCAGUCAUCUCUGCUGAGAAGGCCUACCAUGAGCAGCUGUCUGUUGCUGAAAUCACCAACGCCUGCUUUGAGCCAGCUAACCAGAUGGUGAAAUGUGACCCCCGUCACGGUAAAUACAUGGCCUGUUGU
Messenger RNA from Mizuhopecten yessoensis (Yesso scallop), 420 nucleotides. Its product is annotated as tubulin alpha-1 chain-like. The record is from RefSeq and is a predicted model, not a curated record. The transcript has a single exon. The annotation marks the transcript as partial. Lineage: Eukaryota; Metazoa; Mollusca; Bivalvia; Pectinida; Pectinidae. Gene Ontology annotation, cellular component: microtubule; cytoplasm. Gene Ontology annotation, molecular function: GTP binding; structural constituent of cytoskeleton. Gene Ontology annotation, biological process: microtubule cytoskeleton organization; mitotic cell cycle.